Molecule: messenger RNA, 3879 nt
Organism: Closterium sp. Naga37s-1
Lineage: Eukaryota; Viridiplantae; Streptophyta; Zygnematophyceae; Desmidiales; Closteriaceae
Source: the annotation of a GenBank genome assembly
AUGGUGUUUUACUUUAAAGUGCGGCCCGAAGCGGGCGACUUCACCAUCUACAUGGGACUCGAUAAGUUUGAGAACGAGCAGCUCAUUAAAUACGGCUUCCCGGAGGACAUAUGGUUCCACGUGGACAAGCUCUCGUCCGCACACGUGUACCUGCGGCUGCGCAAGGGGCAGGGCAUUGAUGACGUCACGCCCGAGAUGCUGGAGGACUGCGCGCAGCUGGUCAAGGCCAACUCCAUCAUGGGCAACAAGCUGAACAACAUCGACGUGGUGUACACUCCCUGGGCCAACCUCCGAAAGGCAGCUUCCAUGGACGUUGGACAGAUUGGGUUCCACAACCCCAAGGCGGUGCGGAGCGUGCGGGUGGAGAAGCGGCUCAACGAGGUGGUGAACCGGCUGAACAAGACCAAGGUGGAGAAGACGCCUGACCUGCAAGCUGAGAAGGAAGCUAGAGAGGCAGAGGACCGAGCAGCAAGGAAGGCAGUCCUGAGAGAACAGCGCGUGUGGGCCCGGCGGGAGUCGCUGGGGGGAAUGGUGCUCGCCGCGUCGUGCUGCGUGCUCGCGCUCAACCUCUCCGCGCAAAGACGCGCGCUGGGGGAAGCGCAGCGAGCGCUGGCGGAAGCCCUUACGGAGUCGCAUCUGCAGGCGGAUCUUCUGGAAGCAGAACGGCGGUCAGCGGAAGCUGCGCGCAGGGCGGAGGCGGAGAUCCGCGGAGAGUUAAGGCGGUUGCGCGCGGAAAUGCGGAGAGAGGUGGGGAAGGCGGGAUGGGGGCUGGCGGAGAGGAUCAGGGCGUUGGCGGGGCAGGAAGAGGAGGAAGGGCAAGCGGGGGAACAAGGCGAGGGGGAACGAGCGGGAGAGGGAGAGGAUGGGGAAGAGCGGAGAGAAGAGGAGGAAAGGGGAGACGGAAAGGUUACGGCAGCAGUGAAUGAAGGGCAGCAGCAGCAGCAGCAGCAGCAUGCAGAGGCGGGAUUGAGUGGGAGGGAGGGAGAAGGUGGAAUAGCGGGCAGUGAGCCUUCAGCAGGCGGCAUGAGUCGCGCGGUGCUAAUCAGCGCGCGAGGCGGCGGCAGCGGCGGCGCGUUCGGCGCGAACCGCAUCGUGGUGCUGUUCACCGUGUCGCUGCUGCUCGUGGCGUCCGCAGCCGCCUCCUUCUUCGCCUUCUGCCCGGCCUCCUCACGCUCUAUUGACGAAACCAAGCAGCACCAGCGGCAUCUGCAGCAGGAGCAGCAGGAGGGGGUGGUUGGCAACUUCAACGCAAGUCAACCGAGUCAACAGGGGCAACAGCAGGUCAACGGCGCCAGUGAAGGGACAAGAGGAGAGGCAGGAGAUGGAUCAGGGGGAGGAGCAGCAGGAGGAGCAGCUGCACGGCCGGGCGACCAGGAGGAAAUGGAUGAGAAUCAGCCACCAGAGACUUCGGGGAAAUGUCCUCCAUCUGAAACCAUAGUCAAGCACAGUCUCUGGCAUGCCAGUGGCCGUUACUUCCACAGUAUGGGAGUCUUCCCCCUCUGCUCCAUGGAUGCAUGCUUCAGCUACUCGCGCUGCCCCGCAGACCCCUCAAAGGAGCCGCUAGUCUACUCCUACUGGCCCGGCCAGCAUUACUUUAAGAGGUUCAAUGAGACCCGCUGGCACACGGACGAUCCUGCCAAGGCGUGUUUCUUCUUUGUGCAUAUGGCGAGAGGGCAACCGAAUGAGUUCACGGAUUUGGAGCACUGGGGGGAGAACGGCGCUAACCACGUGCUUAUAAGUUUCUCAGACUCUUGGAGCGGUCCAUCCCCUUUUGGAGUCUCCUCGGCAAUGGUUAUGGUCACCAACGCACAGGCCACGCUUAUGAGAACAGAUUUCGACACCUCCAUCCCGCUGCCCCAAAUGUGGAAAAACCCGCCCGUUGAGCUCCGGAACCUGCCCGCCGGAUCUGCCCGGAAAUAUUUCCUGACGUUCCGAGGCACGCGUUACCUGGGGAAUUUGAAGGGUAAUUUCCGGAGUGCCCCGGAGUUUAAGGCGUUGCACAACGGCAAGGAUGUGGUUGUGCUGACAAGAUGCGGGGGAUCUACCAAUGCCCGCAUUCUCGCGGAGGAACCUUCCUUAAAGCCGGAGUGCGACGAGGAUGCCAAGCUCUACACUCAGUACGACUUUGCUGACGUCAUGAACACCACCUUCACCCUUGCUCCGGCCGGCCGACAAGGGUCCACCUACAGGUUCCUGGAGGCGCUAACAGUGGGAGCGAUCCCCGUGGUGGUGGCGGAUAACUGGCGAUUACCAUUUGAUGACAUCAUCUCAUGGCAUCACUGCCUGCUGCGCUUCCCCACCGACCAGAUGCACCGAAUCCUGCCCACCCUCCGAGCCAUGGAUGAGGUGUGUGAUGAUGGGCCGAAAGCGGCAGUUACAGCCGCAGACGGAGCUGCGAAGAGCCCGCUACGCGCCGAUGACGACACGUGGAAGCAGCGCGCCUCGACCGACAAGGACCACGCCGAUCUCUCCGGCGGCAGCGACGGCGACGCCGCAGACGGCGCUGGGCUGGCCGCUGGCUCGGCAGCUGCCGGCGCGGCCGGCACGGCAGGAGGGGGCGAGGCCGGCGCGGGUGAUGGCUAUGAGGAGGAAAUGACGGGACUGGUCCUUCGCAACGAGGAGUUUGAGGAUGGCAACACGGGCGGCAGCGGCAGCGGUGGCGUGCGAUGCCUGCACGAAGUUGCGUACCCCAAGGGCUGGAAGCUUCCUACCAGCAAGGAAGCUGCGCGGAAACCGUUGCCGGAGAAGCCCGCCAAGGAGUACCCGUUUAAGCUGGACCCGUUUCAGGAAGAGGCCGUGCGGUGCUUGGAAGCCAACGAAUCCGUUCUGGUGUCAGCGCACACAUCAGCCGGAAAAACAGUGGUAGCGGAAUACGCCAUAGCCAUGGCGAUGCGGGACAACCAGCGGGUCGUGUACACGUCGCCCAUCAAGGCGCUGAGCAACCAGAAGUUCCGGGAGAUGAGUCAGGAGUUUGGGGACGUGGGGCUCAUGACUGGGGAUGUCACCAUCGCCCCCAACGCCACCUGCCUGGUUAUGACGACCGAAAUUCUCCGCAGCAUGCUGUAUCGGGGAUCCGAUUUCGUGCGGGAGGUGGGGUGGAUCAUAUUCGACGAGGUGCAUUACCUGAGGGACAAGGAGCGAGGGGUGGUGUGGGAGGAGAGUAUCGUCAUGGCUCCCAAGUCGUCCCGCUUCGUCUUCCUCUCCGCUACCGUGCCCAAUGCAAGGGAAUUCGCUGAGUGGGUGGCAAAGGUGCACCAACAACCGUGCCACAUCGUGUACACGGACUACCGCCCCACGCCCCUGCAGCACUACAUCUUCCCCGCAGGCGGCAUGGGCCUAUUCCUAGCCGUCGACGAGAAGGGCAAGUUCCGCGAAGCUUCCUUCCAGAAGGCGAUGAACGCAGUGGAAGGGGGAGAAGGGGGCGGCAAGGGGGAGGACGGGGAGGACGGGGAGGACGGGGGGAAGAAAGGGGGGAAGUGGGGGAAGGGGAAGCGGGGGGCGGGUGGGGGCGGUCCGGGGGGAGCCGGGGGAGGGGGAGGGGGGAAGAAGGGGGAGGAGAGUGAUAUAUACAAGAUUGUGAAGAUGAUAAUGCAGAGGCAGUAUGACCCAGUGAUUGUGUUCUCGUUCAGUCGGGCGGACUGUGAGGCGCUGGCGCUGCAGAUGUCACGCAUGGACUUGAACGACGAUGAUGAGAAGACGCUGAUCGAUGGGAUCUUUAGGAAUGCGAUUGACAGCCUGGCAGAAGAGGACAAGAAGCUGCCCCAGGUGGGUGGGUACCUGAGAGCGUGCCUCAAGGGACGUGAACAGCAUGCUGCCGCUGCUGCGGAGGGGCAUUGGCAUCUACCACUCGGGGCUGCUGCCGCAUUUGACUCUCCAUGA